UGAAAAAAAAAAUCAUAAAAAAAUGUUUUUAUGGGAAACGUUUUAGUUUUUCCAGCUUGACGAAAAUUUACUGCAUUUUUGUUUUCUCACUCAUCUGUUUUGUGUACACUGCUCAUCAUGGGGAAACGGGACACUCGUUAUGCAUUUAUGAAUCCUAUAGCAAUGGCAAGAGCUCGUGGCCCAGUUUCAAGUGGAGGUCCGUCAAUUAGGGAUUAUCUAAACAGAGAACGUCCUUCAUGGGAGGAAGUCAAAGAAAUCUUAAAAAAGAAAAAGCAAGGCUCUACAACACUUGCUGCAUGGGAAGAACGAAUGAAUGAAAAAUUCAAAGAAGAGUUAAGAUACCACAGAGAAAAAAUGUUGGGUGAGAGCUCAUCAUCUGAGAGGAAGAAGCAUAAGAAAAGGAAAAAGAAGAGGUCUUCAAGCUCAUCUUCAUCUUCAUCUAGGUUACCUGAUUCUUCAAAUUCUGAGGAUGAAGCUGGCUCAAAGCAUAAGCACAAGAAAUCUAAGAAAAGGAAGCAUAUCAAGCAUGUGGACCAUAGAACAUCUGAUAGUGAAUCUGGCAGUCAUGUAAAGAAGAAAAAGAAGCACGUGAAGGAUAAAUAGUGCAUUAUCAUGUUCUGACAAUAUAUUAUAUCACUAUCAUGUAUAGAGAAUGUGUUUGAUUUGUACAAAAAUAAAGCUUUAGAAAACUUUAUGCCACACUUAUAUCCAAUAGGAAAGACCUUAUUGAGAAUUCUUAUAUCAAAAAAUUGUUUUCAAGUGUUAGAGAAACUUGUUUGGAUGUAUUGAGGUUGAAUAAUAAGUGUAUGAAUUCCUUUUUUUAAAAACUAUUUUGUGCACUUCCUUGUGCAAUUUGUAUAAAAGUUAUAUUUAUGACAAUCAAUUCUGUUUGUGAUCAUAUAUUAUCUUAGUUAUGUACUAAAAUGCUUGCUAUAUUGCAUUCUUUAAUAAUAAUUUGAAAAUAAAAAUAAAACAUUAUGAAGAAAUUAAAAAGUUGAAUAAAAAGUUACCAUAAAAAAUCCUUUCAAUGUCAAUAAUUUUUGUCUAUAAAAUUUUCUUUAGAAGGAAAUUUCCUUAUUUUGCAGCUCCCGACACAAUAAGGAAGGUGCUCGCCUCAAAGCAACAAAGAUAUCCUACUGUUGCUCUGAAGCGACGAUAUAUGCAAGUCAGCAGUGUAGUAUAUUCAAAAAUGUAUGUUAUAGUUUAACUACAAAUAAAAAUGUUUCCAUUUUAAAGUCA
Molecule: messenger RNA, 1239 nt
Organism: Uloborus diversus
Lineage: Eukaryota; Metazoa; Arthropoda; Arachnida; Araneae; Uloboridae
Product: protein FAM133-like
Exons: 8
Coding region: 118-603 (161 amino acids)
Source: RefSeq, a predicted model, not a curated record